Molecule: messenger RNA, 4769 nt
Organism: Linum trigynum
Lineage: Eukaryota; Viridiplantae; Streptophyta; Magnoliopsida; Malpighiales; Linaceae
Source: the annotation of a GenBank genome assembly
GUUGAUAAGGUUGGGUUGGCCGUUCCAUCAUAUACUGAGGAUGUCUGUAGUAGUACCCCGAGGUUAGUGCAAUCAUUUUCUGAAGGCUCAAUCUCACUCUCUUCACUUUCUCCAUCAUUAAUCAACAAUAAAAUAUUGAGGAUUCAAUCAAUACUAAGAGGAAUUGUGGAAGUCGAUGAUAUUGUUGGCGAAGGGAAGGGGAGAACAAGAAAGAAGCAAACUUUGCGGUUGAUUGAGAAGUAGCGAAGGCAAUUUUCGAUUUAGUGAGUUUGAUUUGGUGAGCGAGUCCUUACUCAAAACUCAAAGGGUUGGAAGGCGGGACGACGUCAUCAAUGGACAUGAAACCGAAGUGUAGAAUAUGUGUGUGGAUGGAGGCUAUGCAGAUGAUGAAAGUGGCAUCCUUCGUUGAGAGGGAAUGGUAGAGCCACUUGAGAGCGAGGGAGAGGGAUUAAGACUAUGGAUGAAGGCUACAUAGGUGAGGACUGCGACGGUUGCUGACAUCGAUGAUGAAGCUUGUAGAUGACAGUGAUGGUGGUAGUGGUGUUUGUGUGAGAGUGAUGAGGUGGAAAAUUAAAAUAAUCAAUUUUUUUAAUUUUUUUAAUUGUCAUGUAUUCAUAAUAAUGAUCAAAGAUUAUAGUUUGAGUGACCAAUUUAGUCGUUAAAUCAUUAUGGUACAAAGACUUGGUAAUUAAUAGAUCCACAAGUAUUAGUUUAGAAACUUAAUUCACCCAUAAAAAUAAGUCUAGGGAUUGAGAUGACCAAAACAAAGUAGUUUUAAGACCUAUUGCUAUUAAUCAAAAUUCAAAACUCUAAGGACCUCCAAAUCCAGCUUCAAAAUUCUGUUGAUUGAGCAUUCACGUUGCCCUUCGAUGAAUAAAUUAAUAUUUCUUCUUUUUGUGCUCAGUCAAGAAACAAAGAUACCCAAUAAUGCCCUUUCUCAUUAUCACAUUUUUGCUUUUACCUUUUCCUGUCUCACCUCGUUUCUCCUGCUUUCUCUCCCCUUUUUUCCCUUCUUUGAUCCAUCUAUCAUCUUCUAAAUCCCAACCCCAUUUUUUUGAUUUCUCAUUUCUACGUUGUUGUUUGGAAAUUUUGUUUUACGAAAAUCGUCUCAUAUCAAUUUCUCAUUACCACUGUAAUUGUUGUUCAGAUAUUUGAUCGGCCUGUAGUAAUUUGGCUCGUCGUGUAUAGAGCCCUCAGGCCUAGAGGAUGACACAAGAAUCGUCAUCUGAGCAAGAACUUGAAGAUUCCGAUGUUGAUUUCGUCGAAGUCGAUCCCACUGGUCGUUAUGGUCGGUACAAAGAGAUUCUAGGAAAAGGUGCUUGCAAAAAAGUAUACAGAGCGUUUGAUGAAUUGGAAGGUAUAGAGGUAGCUUGGAAUCAGGUGAAGGUGGCAGAUUUGUUGCGCAACUCCGUGGAUUUGGAGCGUUUGUAUUCUGAAGUUCACUUGCUCAAGACAUUAAAGCAUAAGAACAUCAUCAAGUUCUACAAUUCAUGGGUUGAUACCAAAAAUGAGAACAUCAACUUCAUCACAGAGAUCUUCACUUCUGGGACUUUGCGGCAGUACCGCAAGAAACAUAAGCACGUUGACAUAAGAGCCUUGAAGAAAUGGUCCAGACAAAUUUUAGAAGGACUUCUGUAUCUGCACAGUCACGACCCACCAGUUAUCCACAGAGAUUUGAAGUGUGACAACAUUUUUGUUAAUGGAAACCAAGGUGAAGUGAAGAUUGGGGACUUGGGUUUGGCUGCUAUUCUUCAGCAGGCUCGAGCAGCUCAUAGCGUCAUUGGUACACCUGAGUUCAUGGCACCUGAGUUGUACGAGGAGGAAUACAAUGAGCUUGUCGACAUCUAUGCGUUUGGCAUGUGCUUGUUGGAGCUGGUCACAUUUGAGUAUCCAUAUGUAGAAUGUUCGAAUGCUGCUCAAAUAUAUAAGAAAGUGACAUCGGGUAUAAAACCAGCAUCAUUAGCAAAGGUACAAGAUCAGAGUGUGAAAGCAUUUAUUCAAAAGUGCAUAGCAAGUGUCUCCGAUCGAUUAUCUGCUAGAGAACUCUUAAUUGAUCCGUUUCUCCGAUCAGAUGAAGAAACUGAAUCUAUAGCUCAUGGUAUACAAUCAAAUGCUACCCAUUUAUCCGAAUCUGGGAGUGGAAGCAUUGAUCAAACCAAUUUUUUAAGAAUUGGAGGAGAUUGUUCAAGUGAUCACACUAGAGACUUCAUUGUACAAGGCCAGAGGAAAGAUGUAAAUACAAUAUUCCUGAAGUUACGAAUUGCAGACUCUACAGGUCAUUUUCGCAAUAUCCAUUUCCCUUUUGAUAUUGAAGUGGAUACGGCUCUUGCCGUUGCAAGUGAAAUGGUUGAGGAGCUGGACUUAACCGAUCAGGAUGUAUCGAUGAUCGCUGAAAUGAUCGAUACCGAAAUUCGAUCUCACAUUCCGAACUGGGCAUCGUCUGAGCCAAAUGAUCAUGAGGGUGGAAACACUAUAGAUGCAGAGAUAUUUGAUAAUGAGACCAAAGAUGAUGAUGAAAAUAAGGAUGAAGGCUCUCCCUUUUCUAACGAAUCAACUUGCUCAUCAAGUGCCCUUGCGCUGGAAAUAUUGCCUUCGGGGAGGAAAUAUUGGUCGGAUUCUCCUAAGGGAUUCGGACUAAGCUCUCCAAAAAGGUCUGCUGGACCAUCUCGUUUAGCAGAUCAUGAAGAUUCUCACUCGAUUCAUGAACAUGACCAUCAUGAACGUAAAGAUUCAGAUUCUACUGGGAUUGCAACUGCAGUUGAAUUAGAUGUUAAGGUAGUGGGUGAAAAUUUGAAGCAUUUGUUGCAAAAACAGCAUGAGGAAUUGGAUGAACUAAAGAGAAAACACGAAGUAGCCAUCUUAGACUUCUUAAGUGAACUCUCUCCUGGAAUUCGUAGGGAUGUAUUGAGCACUUGUACCUUAGAACUACCUAAAUCAAGGAUUCCUAGGAGCAAUAACAUGUGAUGAGGAAUUUAAUUGUAGAAGUUGGUCUGUCUACGAGUGAAAUGGAAAUAUACUUUACCCUUUUUUCGCCUUGGAGGUGAAUCUCAACUCGAAUUGAUUUUAUAUGAAUUUUCUCACUUGUAUAGAGGCCCUGGCCUUUGGAUGAUGCAACAUGUAUCAUCAUUUAAGUAACAGUCCGGCAAUUCAAAUACCGAUAAAUUCAUUCGUAUCGAACUUAUGUGGAAAUAUGAAAAGAUAAUAUAAUUUUUAAUCUUCGCUAAUAUUUCAUAAACAUUGUACAAUACGUAUAAGAUAAGUCAUUUAAUUGGAUUCUAAAUACAUUAAAUAAAAAAAUUAUAUAACACUAUUAUUAUCAUAUGAAUAAGUCAUAGAGUCACACAUAUGUUUGUGUUUGUUGUGUUAGAAUCAAUAGUCAAAUAAUAUUAUUUUGGCAUAUGCCAAUGCUAAAUUUUGCUAGCUUGUAAUUCAAAGUUUUGCCUCGAAAAUAUCAAUAAAUUUGUUCAAUUUUGAAUAAGUUCGAUAUAAUCUGUUGGUGUUUCAUAAGCAAAGUUGUAAAUGUUUAGUAAAUUUGUGAUAGAAACACUCAUCCUUAGAAUAUUUUAUUUCAACACUCUCAUGCAUCUUCCUCUUCUUUCAUUUAACUCAAGGAAAACUCCCUAAACCUUGCAGAAACCCCACAUGUUGUUAAAGUGUCUUUUAUUAGAGCUUCCUAGUACUUCUAAUUGAGUCAAUCACAAGGUUUCUCAAACCAAUUUAUGUCGUUGGGUCGGUUUAGCAAGUGAAAUGGUACAACUGGUGGUACAAUUGGUUUGUGCCGGUUCAUUUCGAUAUAAGAGUUCAGGAAUUCCUCUCUUUGUCUCAUUUGUAUAUGCUUCUAACGAGGAAGCAGGAAGGAAGCAAUUCUAUAAAGAUCUUAUCAGGGUUAAGGUGCAUUAGUGACUAUACUAGCAGAUUUUAAAGAAGUUGCUGAAAACUUUGAAUAAAUAGGAAUUUUCAGAUAUAAGGGAGAGAGUCAAGUUGGAAGAACUAGAGCUUCAGUAUGCACAUGCAACAACUCUCACUAACCCUUCUCAUGAUACUUUUGAUACUCAGAAAGAGAAAAGUAUAGAACUAAAGCAAUUGAAAUUAGCAGAAGAAUCGUUCUUGAGGCAGAAGUCAAGAGAGAUAUGGCUCAAACAAGGAGAUUCAAACUCUUCCUAUUUUCAUAUAUCAUUUCUAGUUCAUCAGAAGAAAAACACAAUCAGAUCACUACUAAAUGAUGAAGGGAAAAGAGUUAUUGACACUAACACUAUGAGUAAUAUUAUAGUCUCCUUUUAUGAUUUGUUAGGGCGAAAAGGUCCUUGGUUCAGGGGAAGUCAGUUGACUAGUUCAUGGGUUUGCUGAAGAAGAAGCUCUAGAGUUUACAAGUCCUCAAUCUUUGUUGACCAGUUACCUUAGAGGAAAUCAAGACAACUAUAUUUGGCUUUAAGGGAAAAAAUCCCUGUGAGUACACUGCCUAUUUUUUACAUGAAAUACCCUAGUAUAAAAAACCUUCAAAUAACGGUUUUGCUCCAGAGCAUACUUAAAAUUUGUGAAAGAAAAGAAAUAACUUGCUUAAAUCAACUGAAAUAGCACUGCUAUCAAAUCAUAAAUACUGAAAAUAAAUCGUCAUAAUAUAUAACUAAGCGCUAACACUUGGACAAAUCUUAAACCAUAAAAUCUUAACCUCCAACCUUACUCAUAUAUAUACAUAAAGCAUAAAAGCACUUAAAGCACUUAAAGAGGUUAGGGUCAGUCUACGCCGUUACUAAAAGCCUUAAAGCACU